AUGCGUCUUUAUUGUCUAUCAGAUGAUCCAAAUGUACCAUGUUUUAUUUUAACAGUAAAUGGUCGUUCAAUACUUUUGGAUUUUCCAUUACCAAUUGAUCAUUUACUUGAUUAUUUACCAAUACCAUCACCGGGUUGUUUAAAUCGAUUUUCAUCAUUACCAAAAUAUAAAUUAUUAUCAUUUAAUAAAGAAAAUAAUCUUCCACAACAAAUAAAUGAAUUACGUUUAUUACAUAAUCAAAUAUAUGUUUAUUCCCCAAUUGAAUUUUAUACAUUAGAUUCUAAUCAAUAUGAUUUUUCAUUAAUUGAUAUAAUACUUAUAUCAAAUUAUGAAACAUUUCUUGCUUUACCAUAUUUAUUUAAAAAAUAUAAAAAUUUAAAUGCACAAAUUUAUUUAACAGAACCAACAUAUCGUUUUGGUCAACAAUUAAUGUAUGAAAUUGUUGCUUAUGUUGAACAACAAUCAAAAAUGAUUCAAACAAAUAAUGAAUGGAAAUAUGAUUCAAAUAUAUUUGAUGCUAUUGAAGAACAACAAAAAGAUAAAAAAUUAAAAUUAUUUUCAUAUGCACAAAAAUUAAUGCCUUGUUAUUCAAUUGAAUAUGUUGAUAAAUGUUUAAGUCAUGCAAAAGUUAUUCAUUUUAAUGAACAAAUUGAUUUAUAUAGUUCAAUACGAGCAAGUGCAAUUAGUUCAGGAUAUUGUUUAGGUAGCUGUAAUUGGCAACUUGAUAUCAAUGUUAAUCAUAAUCAAACAUCUAAAAUUGAAACAUCAUCUUCACAAUCAAAUCUCACACGUUUUAUUUAUAUGUCAUCAAGUACAACAUUAGAAACAUAUUCAACAAAAUUUAAUUAUGAUUCAUUUAUUAAUUGUGAUUAUUUACUUUUAUCAAAUCUAUGUCCUUUAUCAACUAUUGAUGCAAGCAUAAAUGGACCUGAAUUAACAAAAAAAAUUGAAAAUAUUCUUAAUGAUCAUGGUAGUGUUUUAAUACCAUGUUCAUCAACAGGUCUUAUUUUUGAAAUGUUUGAAUUUUUAACAAAUUAUUUCGAACAAAUUAAUCUCUUAAAUAUUCAUAUGUAUUUUAUAUCACCUAUAAGUAAUGCAAAUUUAUCAAUAUCAAAUGCUAUGUCAGAAUGGGUUACUGAACAACGACAAAUAGCAUCAUUUAGUGGUACACCACCAUUUAAACAUAAUGAAUUAAUAAAAACAAAAUGUUUAAUAACAAUACCAUCAGAUCGUUUAGAUGAUACAGAAACAUUAAUAAAUUUCGAACAACCAUCUAUUAUAUUUACUGGUCAUAUAUCAUUACGUUUUGGUCCUAUUGUACAAUUAAUUGAAAAAAUGAAAACAUCAUCAUCAAAUGGUAUUAUAUUUGUUGAUAAUCAAUAUUCAUAUAUUGAUGCAUUAAAACCAUAUCAACCAAUAAAUAUGAAAUGUUUUUAUUUACCUAUUGAUACACGUUUAAAUUUUUCACAAAUAAAUAUUUUAUUAAAUGAUAAAAUACGACCAAAAAAUUUAAUUACAUAUGAAAAUUAUUUAAAUGAUAUUAUUAAAAAUGAUAAAAUUAAUAUAUUAUCAUAUAGAAAAUAUGAUAAUAUUAAAUUACCAUCAAUAAAUCGAUCAUUUAUAAAUGGACAAUUAAAUAUUAAAUCAGAUAUUAAACCAAAAUUAAUAUCAUCAUCUAAUUUAGCUAUUGCAAGUAUUCAUGGACAUUUAGAUAUGUGUGAUUAUGUAUAUGAUAUAAAUGAAUUAGAUAAUGAAAAUUUAAAACAAAAUAAUUUUAUUACAUAUGGAAAAAUUGAUAUUGAUAAAUUUUUAAUAAAUCUAGCUAAAAGUGGUCUUUUUGGUUUAGAAAUUAAACAUUUAAAUGAAUAUGAUAAUGAUUUAAAUGAUAAUGAACAAUCAAAUAGAUCCGUCGAAAUCAAAUAUAAUCAAGAUGCAGCAAAAAUUAUUGUUCGUUCAAAACAAACAGAUAUUGAAUGUAAUGAUCCAUUAUUAAUGACUAAAAUUCGUGAUGCUUUAUUAUUGGAUAAUAUAGGAACAUUGUAA
This is a messenger RNA of Rotaria sp. Silwood2, 2043 nucleotides long. NCBI's taxonomy places the organism in Eukaryota, Metazoa, Rotifera, Eurotatoria, Philodinida, Philodinidae. The record is from the annotation of a GenBank genome assembly.